AUGGAUUCUUUUGCGGUGUCGGAGUUUCUCGAUCAUUCUUUGUUUCAAGGCGGUGGCAAUGACGGGUUUUCGCCUUAUUCCGAGGCGGAAACCGGAACGGCGAAACCCCCCCACGAGGAGAAUCUUCUUUGUUCCCUUCAUCAUAACCCUAAAACCGACUUGAACCCUAUUUCUCAGCGAUGUAGCCAUUACAGUGUCAAUACGGCCGAUCCUUCCGCAUCGUUCCAUGACGUUUCCAAGUGUUUUCUCUCGGGUUUCGAUCAAAUUCACGGUCAGAACAGCGUUUUCUUUCCCACGGGCAUUGCUAAUCCUCACGAUGUUGAUGCAAUGUGUUCCCAUGUUGGUGGAGCUGUUGAUAUGUGUAACGGUCUUGCCUUAGAGAAGGAAAUGCCGGUGAAGAGGAAGUUUUACGUGCACGAGAAGAACGUCCUCGAUCCAUCUGAAAACGUCACCAGGAAUAGAAUCCGAGUCACGAGAGACGUUGGAUCAGAGGGACAAAGCUCGAGCAGUUACAGCUCCGAGGAAGAACACUUCGGUCAAGAAACGAAACCAUGUUUGGCUACGAGAGCGGCGAGAGGCAGUGCCACCGAUCCACAAAGCCUAUAUGCGAGGAAACGAAGAGAGAGGAUCAACGAAAGGCUGAGGAUAUUGCAGAGCCUUGUCCCCAACGGAAACAAGGUCGAUAUCAGCACGAUGCUCGAAGAAGCCGUCCACUACGUGAAAUUCUUACAGCUUCAGAUAAAACUCCUGAGCUCGGAUGACCUGUGGAUGUAUGCUCCUCUUGCUUACAAUGGAUUCGAUAUGGGUCUCCACAUGAAGAUCUUUUCUCAGUUCAUGCGAAAAUAAGGAGAAUGGAAUUUUCUCACCCAUUUUCCCUUUUGUAUUUUCC
Molecule: messenger RNA, 889 nt
Organism: Tarenaya hassleriana
Lineage: Eukaryota; Viridiplantae; Streptophyta; Magnoliopsida; Brassicales; Cleomaceae
Product: transcription factor bHLH83-like
Exons: 4
Coding region: 1-846 (281 amino acids)
Biological process (GO): regulation of transcription by RNA polymerase II
Cellular component (GO): nucleus
Molecular function (GO): RNA polymerase II cis-regulatory region sequence-specific DNA binding; protein dimerization activity; DNA-binding transcription factor activity, RNA polymerase II-specific
Source: RefSeq, a predicted model, not a curated record